Molecule: messenger RNA, 1479 nt
Organism: Triticum turgidum subsp. durum (durum wheat)
Lineage: Eukaryota; Viridiplantae; Streptophyta; Magnoliopsida; Poales; Poaceae
Source: the annotation of a GenBank genome assembly
AUGGCGCGGCGCGGCGGCGGCGGCGGCGGGAGGCGGAGCAAGGUGACGCCGAACCUGGGGGCGGACCGGGAGGGCACGCGGAUGCUCAACCUCACCGUGCUGCGGCGCCUCGACCCCGCCAUCGUUGACAUCCUCAUCACCGCCGCCAGCGUCACCGCCUACAGCUUCGACCAGGACACGGUCCGAUGGAGCCACAAGGGCGUGGAGGGGUCGCUCUUCGUCGUCAAGAGGAACACCCAACCCAGAUUCCAGUUUCUCAUCAUGAAUCGUCGAAAUACAGAAAAUCUGGUCGAGGACCUCCUGGGCGGUUUUGAUUACAAGGUGGAAGUUCCUUACAUAAUAUACACCAAUGCUGCAGCCGAAAUUAUUGGAAUAUGGUUCUAUGAGCCUGAGGAAUGUGAAGAAGUAGCACAUCUUUUCAGUAGGAUACGUAAAGCAUAUUCCAGGGCAUCCCCAGAGAAACUGGUUCCUUCAGUUAAAAGUUUCAGUGAUUGUGAAGAGCUGGAAGUAGCAUCUGAUGUUCCCUCAUCUGAAGAUACCCUAGAGCAGCCAACAACACCAUCUACAUUGGUACCUGGCGAUGUUGAAUUCAAGUUAUUGUCAGCUUUGUUAACAGCAGCUGCAUGUGUUGGAGCACCCACUGGUGGAGCAGGUCCAGUACAGCCAAAUCAACCUAUCAGGGCGGUUCCUUCAUCUAGGCGUGCAUCGCCAGCGCCUAGUGCUGUUUCAUCACAGCCUCCUGCCUCACAUAAUCUGCUUCCUGCUCCACGAGCGUCAGCAGCUACCGUGGUUCCCCAAGAUGCUCAUGUACCCACCAGCGCUCCUACCAUUCAGCCUGCUAGUCUUUCAAAACCACCAUUCUUUCCCCCCAUUGUUACCACAUCUUCGCAAGCAGCAACAGCUCAUGCUGCUUUUCCAUCUUCAGCUCCACCCCCAUUUCUUCCCCCCCUUUCCAUUCAGCACCGGCAGAGUGCUCCCUAUUUCCAGCCAUUCCCACUACCCUCUGCUCCUCCUCCAAUUGAUCCUCCGCACAGGCAAAGUGCUCCCUUGUCCCAGCCCUUCGCACAAUCCACUGCUCCUCCUCCACCUGAUCCUCAGCGCAGGGAAAGUGCUCCCUUGGCCCAGCCCUUUACACAAUCCACUGCUCCUCCUGCACUUGAUCCUCAGCAGAGGCAAAGUGCUGUCUUGCUCAAGCCCUUUCAACUAUCCUCUGCUCCCCCUCCACCUCGUCCUCAGCACUGGCAAAGGUCUCCUUCGCUCGAGCACUUUGCACGGCCCACUGAAUGCCUCCCUCCACCAUACGGUGCGCUGUUGCUUCAGCCAUUUCCACCACCUAAUCCUCCUCCUCCACUGCUUGCCCCAACAGCAUCGUAUGGCCCAGUGAUACUAUCAAGAGACAACCUGAGAGGUGCAUUGCUGAGGCUUGUGCAGAAUGAUGAUUUCAUCAACAUGUUCUACCGGGAGAUUGUAAAAGGGUAG